AAGGGCGAGACGAUCCAUGAGGCGAAACAAAAGCAAGGUUCGUUCCCCGAAUAAAAGAGAAAGCCAAGGGUGGAUGGAGUAAAAAAAAGCGACUAGUAGAAAUAACUCCUCGAGGCCGAAUCGAGCAAGACGAGGAGGAGGAUAGAGAAAAAGCGCGGGGGCGCGAACGGAAGCAAGCCUUAGUUAUCCACCCACCCCGUCGCACUCGCACCGCAUCUCCCCCGAUCCCCAAUUCCUCCCAUUCUCCACGACCCUCGCCGCCCAUGGAUCACCACCUCACGCCGUCGCCGCCGUCGCCGAUGGAGAACUCCGCGGCGGGGCCGUCCUCGAAGCCGCCGACACCGGCGUCCACGCCCAACUCACGCCUCGCCUCGGCGCCGUCCUCCCGCCACUCCGCCACGACGUCGCACGCGUCGGCGCCGUCGUCGGCACCGACGCCGGCCUCCCGCACCGUCUACAGCGACCGCUUCAUCCCCAGCCGCACCGGAUCCAACCUCGCGCUCUUCGACCUCGCCCCCUCGCCAUCCGCCGCAUCCUCCUCCCACGAAGGCGGGCCCGCGGUCUCGUCUGGAUCUGCGACCGCCGCGUCGCCCUACUGCGCGCUCCUCCGCGCCGCGCUCUUCGGGCCCGACACGCCCGACCGGGUCGCGUCCUCGGCCACCGCGUGCUCGUCGUCCUCCUCCCCGGGGCCCUCGCCUGUGGGCACCCCCGCCACCGGGAACAUCUUCAGAUUCAAGACGGAGGUGCGCCGGAGCGCCAAGAGGGCGCUUUUCUCCGGAGAGGAAGAGGAGGACGCACUGUUCCCCGGCAUUUUCACCACCAGGGGCGCGGGCCCAAGGAAGGUUCCAAGGUCGCCCUACAAGGUGCUGGAUGCGCCCGCUUUGCAGGACGACUUCUACCUGAACCUUGUAGAUUGGUCAUCACAUAAUGUCCUCGCAGUUGGGUUGGGCAAUUGUGUUUACUUGUGGAAUGCAUGCAGCAGCAAGGUCACCAAGCUUUGUGAUUUGGGGGUGGAUGACAAUGUUUGUUCUGUGGGAUGGGCGCAGCGCGGCACUCACCUAGCUGUAGGCACAAAUCAAGGAAAAGUUCAGAUCUGGGAUGCAACUCGUUGUAAAAGAAUAAGAACGAUGGAAAGCCAUCGCAUGCGUGUAGGUGCUCUUGCAUGGAGUUCUUCAUUGCUUUCUUCUGGAAGCCGUGACAAGAGCAUCCUCCACCAUGAUAUCCGUGCUCAAGAAGAUUAUGUUAGCAAGCUUACCGGGCAUAAAUCUGAGGUUUGUGGACUCAAGUGGUCUUACGACAAUCGGCAGCUUGCAUCAGGUGGCAAUGAUAACAGACUUUUUGUUUGGAAUCCACAUUCAGUACAACCAGUACUGAAGUAUACUGAGCACACAGCAGCUGUCAAAGCUAUUGCCUGGUCUCCUCAUCUUCAUGGCUUGCUUGCAUCUGGUGGAGGAACCGCAGAUAGAUGCAUACGGUUUUGGAAUACGACCACUAAUACAAACUUGAGCUGUGUGGACACUGGAAGCCAGGUCUGCAAUCUUGCGUGGUCAAAGAAUGUAAAUGAGCUUGUUAGCACCCAUGGGUACUCUCAGAACCAAAUAAUUGUUUGGAGAUAUCCAACAAUGUCGAAGCUUGCCACUUUGACAGGGCAUACAUACAGAGUAUUAUAUUUAGCUAUUUCCCCUGAUGGCCAGACCAUAGUUACUGGUGCUGGUGAUGAAACACUCCGUUUUUGGAACGUGUUCCCUUCACCAAAGUCCCAGAGUUCUGAUAGUUUAAGUUGCAUCGGGGGAACAUCAUUUGUUAGAAGCUACAUCCGGUGACACUGAAAUCUAGUUUUGCUGAGCUCGUAAGAUUAUUGCAGCAUAUGUUGAUGAUCAUCAACAUCAUUCCAUUUGCAACAAACCAUAUCACCAGGUCAUCAACCAUCAAAGGUAGCCGAAUUUUUGAGAUGGCACGAUGCAAUAUGGUGAACUGGCCUGCGAGAAUCCGGGCAUGGCUCUUUUACUGAGAGUGUACAUAUUUAUCAGAGCAACGUCCUUGUAGGAGUGAACACUGCGGAGGCUUCAAGUAUCAGCAUUGUUCCGUUCCAACUGAUAAGAAUACGCCCUUUCAAUUUUGCUCUUUUGCAGGUCAAACCUCGACCUGAGCUGUUUCUGUAGUGUGCUAGCAGUUAACCUAUUCGAAACAUUUAUUGACCUGUGACGCCCAUUUCAUCCAUGUUGGGGUUACACGGUGUAAAAUGAGAACACUUGUGGUUCCAGAUUCAUUCCUAGUGCCUUGAAAAGGAGGGCUGAUUUUGCCCUGAAGUGGCUUGUUUCACAAUAAGAGACAAUAAUGAAACGUGUGUUCAUUGUUUAUUGACAUGGCUACCAAGACAAUGCUGAACUUUCUGCAUAUUUUGUCACAUGACUUAUCUUUGUUGUAAAGUGGUAUCCAGCUUGUAAUUAAGGCUUAAAAUAAGAGGAUCCAA
Sorghum bicolor (sorghum) is the source of this 2473-nucleotide messenger RNA. RefSeq names its product protein FIZZY-RELATED 2. Gene Ontology annotation, biological process: anaphase-promoting complex-dependent catabolic process; positive regulation of ubiquitin protein ligase activity; positive regulation of anaphase-promoting complex-dependent catabolic process. Lineage: Eukaryota; Viridiplantae; Streptophyta; Magnoliopsida; Poales; Poaceae. The record is from RefSeq and is a predicted model, not a curated record. The transcript is spliced from 10 exons. Bases 264 to 1823 code for a protein of 519 amino acids. Gene Ontology annotation, cellular component: anaphase-promoting complex. Gene Ontology annotation, molecular function: protein binding; anaphase-promoting complex binding; ubiquitin ligase activator activity.